GGAAAUGGAACGUUUAGCCUCCCCGUUGCCUGCUAGUGACCUCUCUUCUCUUUUUUGUAGGUUGCUUGCAGUGUUUGGAUGUUGAGAAGCCAUGACGUCCUGCCUGCCGUACCUGGUGCUCCUGUGGGGCGCCCUCGGGGCCGCCGAUGCCGCCAAGAUUGUCGUGGUGCCUCCCAUCAUGUUCGAGAGCCACAUGUACAUCUUCAAGGCGCUGGCCGCCGGCCUGCACGCGCGGGGCCACCGCACGGUGUUCCUGCUGUCCGAGGGCCGCGACCUGGCGCCCUCGCCCCACUACCGGCUGCAGCGCUACCCGGGCGUCUUCAAUAGCUCCGCCUCCGACGCCUUCCUGCAGGCCAAGAUGCGCAACAUCUUCGCGGGGCGGCUCACGGCCGUGGAGCUCUUCGACAUCCUGGACCGCUACACGCAGAACUGCGACCUGAUGCUGGGCAACGGCGCGCUGCUGCGGGCGCUGCGGCGCGAGCGCUUCGACCUGCUGCUGGUCGACCCCAACGACAUGUGCGGCUUCGCCAUCGCGCACCUGCUGGGCGUGCGCUACGCCGUCUUCUCCACCGGCCUCUGGUUCCCGGCCGAGGUGGGCGCCCCCGCGCCCCUGGCCUACGUGCCCGAGUUCAACUCGCUGCUCACGGACCGCAUGGGCCUGCUGCAGCGGAUGCGGAACGCGGGCAUGUACCUGGUGUCGCGGCUGGGCGUGCACCUGCUGGUGCUGCCCAAGUACGAGCGGGUGCUGCGCAAGCACGGGCUGCUGCGCGGCCGCUCCCUGUACGACCUGGUGCAGGGCUCCAGCCUGUGGAUGCUGUGCACCGACGUGGCGCUCGAGUUCCCGCGGCCAACGCUGCCCAACGUGGUCUACGUGGGCGGCAUCCUCACCAGGCCGGCCGGCCCACUGCCCCAGGACCUGCAGAGCUGGGUGGACGGCGCCGGCCAGCACGGCUUCGUCCUCGUGUCCUUCGGCGCCGGCGUGAAGUACCUGUCGGAGGACAUCGCCCACAAGCUGGCCGGGGCGCUGGCGCGGCUGCCCCAGAAGGUGAUUUGGAGGUUUUCCGGAGCCAGACCCAGGAACCUGGGCAACAACACCAAGCUCCUGGAGUGGCUGCCACAGAAUGACCUGCUGGGGCACCCCCACGCCCGGGCCUUCCUCAGCCACGGCGGCCUCAACAGCAUCUUCGAGACCAUGUACCACGGCGUCCCCGUGGUGGGCAUCCCGCUCUUCGGCGACCACUACGACACCAUGACGCGUGUGCAGGCCAAGGGCAUGGGGCUCCUGCUGGAGUGGAAGACGCUGACCGAGGCCGAGCUGCACGCCGCGCUGGUGCGGGUCAUCGCCGAGCCCAGCUUCCGCAGGCGGGCCCGGCAGCUGUCGGAGAUCCACCGGGACCAGCCCGGCCACCCCGUGGAGCGCUCCGUGUACUGGAUAGAGUACGUCCUGCGCCACCGCGGCGCCCGCCACCUGCAGGCCGCCGUCUACCAGCUGUCCUUCUGGCAGUACUUCCUGCUGGACGUGGUCGCCGUGCUGCUGCUGGCCGCCGCCCUGCUGGCCGCCCUGCUGACCUGGGCCGUGCCCCUCGCCUGCAGGCGGGCCCGCCGCUGCUGGGCCUGGCGCGGGCCCGGCGCCGCGGACGGACACCACGCCAAUGGCGUCCUCAACGGCAGGUGCAAGAGGAACGGCCACGUCCCGCAGGACAAGAAGUCCAAGUGACCGCAGCCGUGGCCCCGUGGCCCCGUGGCCCGUGUCCCCCAUGGCCCCCGUCGCCCGUGUCACUGCUGCCCGUAGUCUAACCCGAGAGCCGUCAGCGAGCAGUUCUAACCUGUCUCUGAUCCACUAACGUGACCUGCGUGCCGGGCGGCCGUGGGAGCACCCACCUCGAGCGAAACCUAUUUUAUUCCGAUGCCCAUGCCGCCGCCCAGACUGCUCGGGCCUGAGUGAUCGGAGGCCAGUGCAGUUCCGAGCCCUGACACGUGUGCUCCCCUGAGCCGUGUGCCUGCGUGUGAGCGUGUGCUCCCCGAGGGGUGUGGCCGGCGCGGGCAUGUGUUCAGGGCGCGGCAUCCGGAGUGAGAUGAAGGGCCCCAGCACCGUUUCCCUCCGGAGCCGAAAGCCAAACUCA
Molecule: messenger RNA, 2123 nt
Organism: Pipistrellus kuhlii (Kuhl's pipistrelle)
Lineage: Eukaryota; Metazoa; Chordata; Mammalia; Chiroptera; Vespertilionidae
Gene: UGT8
Product: UDP glycosyltransferase 8
Exons: 7
Coding region: 92-1717 (541 amino acids)
Molecular function (GO): UDP-glycosyltransferase activity
Source: RefSeq, a predicted model, not a curated record